Molecule: messenger RNA, 552 nt
Organism: Penicillium waksmanii
Lineage: Eukaryota; Fungi; Ascomycota; Eurotiomycetes; Eurotiales; Aspergillaceae
Product: cupin domain-containing protein
Exons: 1
Coding region: 1-552 (183 amino acids)
Source: RefSeq, a predicted model, not a curated record
AUGACAACUCGCACCCCCAAAAACGUCCGCCCACUAAACCGCUUCAUCACAACCCACGAUGAGUCCGGCAAAGCAAUCUUCUCAACCGAUCUCUCAGAAGAAAUGCCAGUGCAAUCAAUCGCCGACGGCGCAGACUUCAGUCUAGCCUACACAUCUUCUCACUUCCCCGCCCAACUAGACAACAACACCGACGUUGAAGAGUACAACGCCUACCUGACAACUCCGCCCGGAAUAACAAUUUCCACCGGCAACGUGUGUCGAAUCGUGGACAUGCCCCCUGGAGCGUUGAGUCCGAUGCACCGGACCGUCUCGUUGGACUAUGGCGUUGUGUUGGAGGGAGAGGUCGAGCUUGUGCUGGACUCUGGCGAGACGAGACUGCUUAAGCGUGGUGAUGUUGCUGUGCAGAGGGGCACUAAUCAUGCGUGGAGAAAUGUUACCCCAGAUGUUGUUGUGGAUGGGGAGAGGAUUCCUCAGUGGGGGAGGAUGUUGUAUGUUCUUUCGCCGGCGCAGCCGAUGAAGAUUGGGGGGGUUGGAUCUUGGGGAGGUUGUUGA